CGAUACACCACUCACCCUUACGAGCUCAACAAUCGCGAUGCGUCCAGACGGUCCUCGCCCAACAGUUGCUGGCCCUUCAAGUGGACCAGAACCUCCAUUUCCAUUGAAGCUUGACGGCAAAGUAAUCAAAGGAUUUGGACGUGGCAGCAAAGAUCUCGGUAUACCAACUGCCAAUAUCCCUCUCUCCGGGCUUUCCGUUGGUGGACACGAAGAUGUAGAGUCUGGUGUUUACUUUGGUUGGGCCGGCCUCUCGCCUUCUCAGGUCACAUCUCAGCACACGCCCGGCACCGAUACCAAAUACGAUCUUGCGGCCGAAGAGACGUACAAGAGGCUGAAUGCUGUGAUAUUGGAGCAAAAUAGAAAGGAUGAGGGUAGCCAGAAGGGCGCUGACAAGGGCGCCGUAUACCCCAUGGUUAUGUCCAUCGGAUGGAAUCCAUUUUACAAGAAUACUGUGCGCAGUGUCGAAGUGCAUAUCAUGCAUCACUUCGAGAAGGACUUUUAUGGUAGCCAUAUGAACGUCUCAAUACUUGGGUUUAUACGCCCAGAGCUUGACUACGUGGAUAUGCAGAGCCUGAUUGACGACAUCAAAACGGAUAUCACAGUCGCUGGGAACAGUCUGAGCAGACCUGCCUAUGUCAAGCACUAUAAGGACCCAUAUCUGUUGGACUUCGAAGACAAGAACGAGGUUGCUAGCUAGUGUUGCAAUCCUGCGCUACUGUACAGCAUUACAUCCUCUUGUCACACUAAAGAAACCACACAUCGAUCUACAAAGGUCGCACUGACUUGGC
Messenger RNA from Pseudocercospora fijiensis CIRAD86, 788 nucleotides. RefSeq lists its product as uncharacterized. The transcript has 2 exons. Gene Ontology annotation, molecular function: riboflavin kinase activity. The record is from RefSeq and is a predicted model, not a curated record. Bases 38 to 697 code for a protein of 219 amino acids. Lineage: Eukaryota; Fungi; Ascomycota; Dothideomycetes; Mycosphaerellales; Mycosphaerellaceae. Gene Ontology annotation, biological process: riboflavin biosynthetic process; FMN biosynthetic process. Gene Ontology annotation, cellular component: mitochondrion.